AUGCCUCGCAGUAGUCGACGACAACGACGGGAUCGACGUCCUGACUACCACCGUCACCGCCCACAGCGUCAAGACAACAACAGAGAAACUGAGAACCACCAGGACAAUGUCCAUGUCUUGAAUGAGCAUCUGCCGAUCUCAUCCGAGUGCGAACUCCGAGAGUACACCACCGACCAGGGGCCGAUCCUGGAGUUGACAGACAUGAACCCGACCCCGAUCGCAACGCAGAGCAGGUUUUUUGCGGCGUGUCCCAGGGGUGGAGGUUGGGGAGUGACCGAUGACGAAAGAGAUGUCCUUGACCGUUUUCGGGUGAUGAAGAUGCACGGUCAGGGAAAGGAGAUCAUUUACCAGUUUUCGUACAAAGACGAUGAGGCUGUUACCAAAGCCAAGAAAGAUGGCUGCCCUGUCCGGAUCACAUCCAACCUUGGCUACCGCCCCAGAGACGACGUGGAUCGUGGGCUUGCCCGAGACAUGGUGGAGCCCAAUGUUUCCCCCCCUGAGGAGCACGUCAUCAGAAUGGUGAGAGCUUCUCGACCGGUGAUCGAGCGUCCGGCAUCUCGGCCUUCCCAGGCUGGUGGUUUCUCUCGACAGCAUCCGUUGCCGCCGCAGACGCCUCUGCUCCAGGUCAAAAAGGAGGAACCAGAGUGA
Messenger RNA from Fusarium subglutinans, 648 nucleotides. RefSeq lists its product as uncharacterized. NCBI's taxonomy places the organism in Eukaryota, Fungi, Ascomycota, Sordariomycetes, Hypocreales, Nectriaceae. The coding region runs from base 1 to 648 and encodes 215 amino acids. The record is from RefSeq and is a predicted model, not a curated record. The transcript is spliced from 2 exons.